Messenger RNA from Dunckerocampus dactyliophorus (ringed pipefish), 3909 nucleotides. Its product is annotated as FH2 domain-containing protein 1-like. Bases 569 to 3745 code for a protein of 1058 amino acids. The transcript has 14 exons. The record is from RefSeq and is a predicted model, not a curated record. Lineage: Eukaryota; Metazoa; Chordata; Actinopteri; Syngnathiformes; Syngnathidae.
CUGGACUAGAGUAAAGACCAGCCAAUUAAAGAUCAGAUAUGACCGGCUGGACACUUUUUAAAAUGUCCAAAUCUUGCAAUUAAAUGUAAUUUUUGCAAAGUGUGUUUUAGUGUAUGUACGUUAGGGUGGCCAGUUGCAAGCUCAGGGUGGGGCUCGCUCGUCCUAGUCUUAUCUUUGCCACACACACACAACGUGCGCACGUAUAAAAGAGUUAAUUUGGUAAACCCGUUUUACAUCCAAGUGUGUGCGUGGCUCCUUUCUACCUGAGCGCUCACGCAUGCGGAGUAGUCUCAACCCUGCUGCCGCUGCUGCACCAGCCGGGAGGAUGCACUGAAGAGCUGCUGAGUCCUCCGCGUUUUGCUGUGAAAUUCAACGCUUUUUCAACGGAGUUCUUUGCGGAACGCUCCACGCCCGUGGAACCAGUCACAGCGUGAUGGUGUGAUGUGUUCCUAAAGCUAUGACUUGUCAUCACGUCCCUGUCGGGCCCUCCCCUUCCCAUGCCUGCCCAUCGCCUUGGUGACUUUGUCGCCCUACCCCACUUGCCACUCUCGUUCAGUCCGCUGCUGGGAUGCACGUGAUGGACAGCGUCUCGCCAGCCAAUGACAGCGAGGCGUUCUCCAUUCUGGAGGACAGAACAAAUAUGAAGGGACCACCAUUGCCACCGCCUCCGCCGCCACCACCACCACCACCUCCUCCUCCUCCUCCCCCUCCCCUGCUCCCUAUGCGGGGAGACGCCACAGGAGGCCUGAGGAGCAAGAAGAGGGUUAGGAGCUUCUUCUGGAAAACCAUCCCAGAGGAGCAGGUGAGGGGGAGGGCCAACCUGUGGACUCAGGAACGGGUGCAGCAGCAGUACCAGAUUGACGCCCACACGGUGGAGGAGCUGUUUGGCCAAUCAAACACUAGUACCAUACCUUCCAGGGGACCAUGGGUCCGCAGCUUGCUCCGGGAGACGAAGGAUGAGGUUUCCAUUCUGGACAACAAGAGAGGCAUGAAUGUUGGCAUCUUCCUCAAACAGUUCAAAAGAUCCAAUCAGGCCAUCAUCGACGACAUUCGCCAUGGCAACAGUAAGCCGUAUGGGGUGGAGCCUCUGAGAGAGCUGCUGAAGCUGCUGCCCGAGACGGACGAGGUGAGGAAAAUGAAGGCGUACAGCGGCGAUGUCUCCAAGCUCUCACUGGCUGAUGCCUUCGUGUACCUGCUGAUUCAGCUUCCCAGUUACACGGCGCGUAUCGAGUCCAUGUUGUUGAAGGAGGAGUUUCCCAGCGCGUGUGAGGCCAUGAGGAGCGACAUUGGUGCACUUCGCUCAGCAACGAGAGAGGUGCUGGGCUGCCAGGAGCUCCAUGCCGUCCUCCACCUGGUGCUGCAGGCCGGGAACAUCCUGAAUGCCGGGGGCUAUGGAGGCAACGCGGCGGGCUUCAAGCUGUCGUCCCUCUUGUCUCUGGCUGACACCAAAGCCAACAAACCGGGGAUGAACCUGCUACACUUUGUGGCUCUGGAAGCUCAGAAAAAAGAUGAGAAACUGUUGGAGUUCCCGUUGAAGUUGAGUCACGUUCAGGCAGCAUCCAGGAUCUCUGUGGAAACGCUGGAUAGUGAACUGCAGUGGCUGACAUCCCGCACACGCUCAGUGGAGGAAAGCGUCCAGAGGGACACGGAGCUCCUGCAGCAGCUGGACAGCUUCCUACAGCAUGCAACGGGUUCUCUGUGCUCGCUGCGCACCGGCCAGCAGCUGCUGAGGAAAGAGGCUCGUGACAUGAUGGACUUCUUCUGCGAGGACAGUGAGACGUUCCGCCUGGACGACUGCUUCGGCAUCCUCCACGGCUUCUGCUGCAAGUUCACCAAUGCCGUCAAGGACAACAAAGAGCGAGAAGCGAAGGAAGCAGCCCGACGCAAUCGGUUACAAGUGCUGGAAGAGCAGAAGAGACAUUCCUGGGCCGGCGGCGAGGAGGUGGGCGGUGCCAUCGGCGUGCACUGCAGCAGCGAGACUGACCUUUCGGCAGCCAUAUUGCGCCACGACAAAGCUAGCAUGCUCCUGGAGCUCCUCUCACCAAAGUCCCGGCCAUUCUCGAGCAGCUUGUACACUCCUCGGGGACGCGCAGGGAGCUUGCGGCGAUCCCGACACUCGCCGUCCACCUCGCCAUCGCUUGCCGCAGACCGUGAAUUGAGUACGCUCCUCAGAUUAGCCACUGAAAACCACCAGGUGUCUUCAGCGUCAAAGGUUCCUCCUCAGAAUCCGCCCCUCAGACCGAAGGGCCUGACAGAAAGCCAUCCUCAUCACUACACAACACAACAUGCCACAAACCUCAAUGAUCAUCUGACGCAUGUCAGCGCAACAAUAAGCCAAGAGGCCGCUAUGUCCGACUUGAACAACAACGGCAAAGAUGACCUUAGUUCAGUCAUUGGCGCCAAGUUGUCACUUUCAGAAUGUCACGAGCACCAAACAUCUUCAGCGGUUGAUGUUGACAACGUCAGCACUGCUAACAACAACAACAUGGCCGUGCUUUUAGAGAAGCGCUCUCUGGUUCCUGAGCUGAAGGCCUUCAACGAGGUCUCCGUCACUGCUGACCGCUGGGCAGACGACGUGUCGCACAGUAGCGCUCAUCUCCACGGCGACCAGGAAGACGUCACCGUUACGGAUGUGGAAGAGAAUGCCGAAGACAAGGUUGUUGUGUGGUGCGUGACGGGUGUGUGCGAGGCGGCAGGCGAGCAAAUGUACAAGCAAGGAGGAAACGACCCCUCCUCAUCAGCCCCGGCCAAGCAUACACCUGUAGAACGACAGCGUCCAACCAAGAGCAAGCCGGAACCCAUAAGCAGCCAACCAGUGCCUUCCUCGCCACUCUGUGUCGACCCCACAACUGCUCCUGCGACAUCCGAUCUCACCACUUGUCAAGAAGCGGUCAGUAAAGAGGCAGAAUCGCAGAGGUCUGCCAAUCACAAGGCAGAAACAAAAACCCUCACCGGGUUGUCAAUAGGUGACAAGCGCAAGAAGUCUGCAUUUUGUCAUGUGGGCAAGGAAGCAGCAUCGACCAAACUGUCCACCAAGAGCCUUGUCGCUACCUCCAAAACCGGGAUCAAAUCUAGACAUGUGCGCACCCUCAACAGCUCUGAGAACCAGAACAUGAGGAGGGUGGUGCCCAUUUCCAGGACCAGUAGAGGGACACCAGCCCUUCAAAAGCCCCCCGGAGAGAGGCCCUCCACUGACCCCUCAUCCAGACGCUCCAGCCUCCACAAGGAUUCAAAGGAACAAAACCUUUUCAAUGCUCGGAAUCAGGACUCGCAAAAAAAGCCGCUGGUCCAAAAGCCAGAAGAGAAGAUAUGCCGCUCCACAUUGCGGGCUCUCGGGGGUUGGGCCAGCCUCAGUGCUCCUGCCACGCCUUUACACAAAGGCACCGCCCCCUCAUUGAGCCCUGGUUUUGCUCGAAGCACCGCCUCUUCAUCUUUCAGAAGGACACAUGCCACCCUUCCUCGACCCGCUGUCCCCAAAUCUGCUUCUCAGUCUGUCCCCCUAUCCGGCCCUGCCUCCCCCCUCAUUAGAACAACCUCCCUUAGAGUCACCACCACCUCCACCACAUCCAGAUCUGCUGACCAACCUCACCCAUCAUCCUCCUCCUCGUCUUCCACCUCUUCCGUGCUGAAGAAGACCCAGAGCAUCAGAACACCUCACGACUCCUUCACUUCCCCUAAUGGCCACAAACGGAAUGGCAGCAGCAGUUCCAACAAAGACCCAGGACACCGGCCCAUCUGGAGAUAGCACAUUUCCUUUAAUUGGACUCUAGUUGGAGUAGACUGAAUUUAAAUUAUAGCACAAAAAAUGCUGUAUAUUUUAUGUAGCUCAUCUGGAAAAUGAAGAAAUAUUAUUUGUUUAUAUUUAAAAAGUGACACUAUAUAAACGCCUUGGUUCUUUUUUUAAAUUGA